AUGUUAGCCAUAAAGAAUUUUAGGUAUCGGUUAAUUAAUUCUUCUAAUUUAUUAAACGUUGUGACGAAAAUCACGACGACACACUCAAUUCGUUUCGAUUCGAAUAAAAUAAAUGAUUUUAAUGAAAAGGAAAAUGCAAUUAAUAAAAAUAAAAAAAGUCAUAAAAAAUUAAAUAUAAAAUCAAGCUCCGAUAGAGAUACUUCGAAAGCGAAAGCUAAACUUAAAGAACUACUUGAAAAUUCUCUUUCAAAUAAUGUGUUCGCAUCAGAAAAUACAAAAACAAAUGUUUCUGUACCAAAACCAGUAAGAGAUAAAAGAAAAAAAUUCACUGGUAACAAAUUAAAUGUUGCUGCUGAAAAUGUUUCAAAAGCAUUUGGAAAAAAUCAUUUGAAUAUAAAAAAUGAUUUAAUUAAUAGGAUAAAAACAAUUAACUCGAGUGUGGGGAAUUUGAAAGAAAUGCAAAAUGAUAUGGAUCCUCUUAAUCAAGAAGAAAAAAAAAUAACAUCUAAAAUGUUAAAUAUAUUACAAGAUUUAGAAAUUUCACAAGAAAUAAGUAGUGAUGAAACUCCUAUUUUGGGAAUAUUUCAACAACCUAAACCAGAAGAAAUAAACAACAUAGAGAUGACAUUAUGGAAUGAAUUAGAAAGAGAGGAAUUACAUUCACUUGCUUUACAACCACCUAGAAAUCAAUAUGAAGAAUGGAUCGAUUGGACAAAUCAAGGAAAACUCUGGCAUUUUCCAAUAGAUAAUGAUCAAGGAAUGGAAAGAGAAUUUGAAGUACCUUUUACAAAACAUGUUUUCUUGCAUGAACAUUUAGAAGGAUGGUGUCCCAGUUCGGGUCCUAUUAGAGAAUUCAUGGAUUUGGUUUUAAUUGGUUUAUCGAAAAAUCCCUAUUUAAGGUAA
This is a messenger RNA of Pediculus humanus corporis (human body louse), 903 nucleotides long. Its product is annotated as mitochondrial 28S ribosomal protein S31, putative. Gene Ontology annotation, molecular function: structural constituent of ribosome. The record is from RefSeq and is a predicted model, not a curated record. Bases 1 to 903 code for a protein of 300 amino acids. Gene Ontology annotation, cellular component: mitochondrial small ribosomal subunit. The transcript is spliced from 4 exons. Lineage: Eukaryota; Metazoa; Arthropoda; Insecta; Psocodea; Pediculidae.